Messenger RNA from Pocillopora meandrina, 1319 nucleotides. The record is from the annotation of a GenBank genome assembly. Lineage: Eukaryota; Metazoa; Cnidaria; Anthozoa; Scleractinia; Pocilloporidae.
AUGACAUGGCUCUUAGAUUGCCCUCCGCCCUCAAGUAUUUCUUGGAGGAGAUUUAACGGUGCCAGAGAUGCGAGUAUGACGAGAUUCGACAAGACGAGUUAAGAAGAUAUCUAACUCAAAGAGGCUGAUUAUGGAGUGUUCAUUUGUGAAGCAAACGUGCUUUUCUAUACUAUCGAGGCUAGAAACGAGGUAGUUGUAAAAGGUAAAUGAUUUUCCACAUAGCAAUUGAAGGAAUUAUGCAUGCAAUGAGUGUUAGUCGUGAUUGAGCCAUACAUGUUUGUUUAAAGCAACGGCAAGUGAAAAGCUAUCAAAAUAGAGGUUACUACAUUUACCUCACUUUUAAGAGUGUCGAGGGCAAACAAACGUAUUGUUUUUCAAAUGGCCAUUAAAGAUAUUACUGCUCUGGUGCACUGGCAUGCAAUUUGCGUUAUUGCAGCCAGGACCAGUUGCCUCGAGUUUGGCGGAGCAAAAUGUCAAUGGCUGAAUUUUUAUAGGAAAGGGUGUAUAGAUGUAUACUACAAAUCCCCCCGAUUAUUCUAAGCAGCAUAUGUUUAUUUGCGGCCUUUCCCCUUCCAAAACUCGAGAACAAAAAUUUAUCUUUCAAAUCGGCACUCUUAAUCCCCACGGUAUCGAUCAACAAGCACUUUUCAUUCUACUUAUUCAUUCUUGUUUUCCCGUCACCAUAUUCCAUCCAAUAGCGUAGGUCUUAGCCUUUUCAUUUUGCAAAGAGGCUGCGAAGUACUGGAUCGCACUAAAUCAUGGCGAGUUGUAUAUGGUAUUUGACGCAAGGUGUAGUUCUUAUCUCUAGCAAAUCAUGCUCUGUUGUUUGAGAGCACUUGUUUUUAACAAAGAUUCGACAUGUUUUAGAUGAUAACCAAUUUUUCGUGAAGUUGCUAAGUGCGGGGGCUAUGGGAAAUAUUUGCAUAUUCUCUGUUGGAUUGUUCCUUGAGGGUAAUGUUGACCUUGUCACGAUACAAACCUUGCUUUUCAAAUGCAAAUUACUUUGUUAUCAUACUAACUUGAUUCUGGUCUCUAUGACAACAAGGUCACCUUCAGCCUCACUCCAAAUCAAAGGCUUGGCAUCUAAGUACACAGCUGUGCUUAGCUGCUAUCAAUAAUAUAUGAAAAGAAGUUUUUCUUUUCCGUUUUUGAGAGUUAUUGCGGCUUAUAAAACCAAGGUUAAACUGAAGCGUCUUUCUAUUUAUGACAUUCAAAAAUUUAUUCAAUGCUUCCAAGAUAAGAGAGAGAGUACCAUUAAUCUCGAGAAUUACUCAGGAAUGAGAAGUUGUCUUUUAUAUUUGAAAGUGAAAUAUCGCUAA